CAAUGUUCGAGGGGGCGGACAUUUGCCCCCCCUCCAUUUUCGAUGGGGCGGACAUUUGCGAUAACUUUAAUAAUCUUACAAACUAUCAACACCAAACAUGUGUUUGUAUUAAAGUGCGAUCCAACACUACAAUUAAAGCAAUCCCGAUCGCGCUAAUUACCUAUGUGUGCAUGAUAUCAAAGAAGUGUUAAUUAAUGAGAAACAAUUAAAGCAAUCUCGAUCGCGCUAUUUACCUCUGUUUGCAUGAUAUCAAAGAAGAGUUAAUUAAUGAGAAACAAUUAAAGCAAUCUCGAUCGCGCUAUUUACCUCUGUUUGCAUGAUAUCAAAGAAGAGAUAAUUAACGAGAAAAAUGUGACGUACUUUUGCUCAAAAUACAAACUAAGAACACGGGACUCAUAUAAUGGACGUAUUUCCUAUCACAAAUUACAACUCACAAUUCACUUCCACGAAGCAACAUGGAAUUCAUUACGAGUAGUAGAGGCGCACCAAAGCUUUGCUUUGAUAGUUUUACGUACACGAAGAAGAAAAGCAGCAAGACCACCAUCACCUGGGAGUGCUCACAGAGACGCACCUUGGAAUGCAAAGGAGCAGUUAUUACUGACAGUCCAGCCACAGAGAUUCGUUCCUCACGAGAGCACAACCACGAGAAAGACGACUCCCAUGUCGGUGGUUUAAAGGUCCGGAAAGAAAUCCAGCUCAGCGUUCAGGCGAACAGAGGGUGGCCAGGUCAGAUCAUCGCCGACAAGAUGUUCUCUCAACCUGUCGAGGUUAGAGUUGCUGCCGGAACAACCGAGACAAUCAAAAGAGGUAUAAGACGAAAGAGAGCCGGUGAUGCACCUAACAACCCCGAGAAGCUGGAUGCCAUUCCGUCUCCACUACCAGAGAGUUACACCCGCCAAUUAGUAUAUGACAACGACAGUGGAUCUGACCGGGUACUGGUGUUCGCUUCGGAGGAUGGGCUUCGACUUCUCCAAAAUGCCACCAUGUGGUUCAUGGAUGGAACCCACUCAACGGCCCCUCAGCAGUUCAAGCAAGUGUUCACCGUCAGAGUGCUGCUCGGAGAGACGUCGGCCACAGCAGCAUAUGCCCUUCUGCCUUCAAAAACUCAAGAAGUAUAUGAAGAGUGCCUCAAUGCCAUCCUCGAUGCUUGCCUGCGCAGGAACAUCCGUCCCAAUCCCACCAAAGUCGUCACAGACUAUGAGAUGGCCAUCCACAACGCAGUACAUGCUGUUUUGUCGAACACUAUCGAAAUACAGAGCUGUUUUCAGUGUCAGAGACAUGGAAAGAGCCAUGGCCGUGGCAGUGGUGAUUCCCGCCAAAAGGGAGGUGAUAGGAAGCUGAGGGAAAGACCCCUUCCCAAGCCGCUGGGACACGAGGUGGAGUUCUGUAAAGGCCUCGUGAACGGAAACAUCGCCAACAAUAACCAAACACUUGAAAAAGUUUUCAUAGCUGUGAACACCACGUGUACCGAAUUGCUAGACCUCCUGGCAUAG
Mya arenaria is the source of this 1493-nucleotide messenger RNA. RefSeq lists its product as uncharacterized. Lineage: Eukaryota; Metazoa; Mollusca; Bivalvia; Myida; Myidae. The transcript has 5 exons. The coding region runs from base 456 to 1493 and encodes 345 amino acids. The record is from RefSeq and is a predicted model, not a curated record.